Triticum dicoccoides is the source of this 1089-nucleotide messenger RNA. RefSeq lists its product as uncharacterized. The record is from RefSeq and is a predicted model, not a curated record. The transcript has a single exon. NCBI's taxonomy places the organism in Eukaryota, Viridiplantae, Streptophyta, Magnoliopsida, Poales, Poaceae. Bases 81 to 869 code for a protein of 262 amino acids.
CGGCCGGCGUUUCCGUCGCGUCCCACCCACCGCUCUCCGCCUCUCCCCCCUAUGGCCUGUGCUGCCGCCGUCCACUCCCCAUGCCCGCCCCGCUCAUCCCCCUCGCGGCGGCCACGGCCGCCGCCACCUCGGCCGUCGGCGUAGCGCUGGGGGUGCGCCUGCUCCUCCUCCUCUCCCGCUCGCGCGCGCUCAAGCCGCUCGCCGCCACCACCUCCGCCGCCGCGGCCGCGCUCCGGGCGCCGCGGCUCCUCGCCGCCGCCUCCUCCCCGCUCGCCGCCCUCCUCGCCGCCUCCAAGGCCGCCUCCAAGUCCUACAAGGCGGCGCGCGCGCUCGACCCGGCCGCGCGCCUCCCCUCGCUGCCCUCCUCCAAGCGCGUCAAGGCCGCCUUCGCCGCCGCCUCCCUCCUCCGCCUCGCCCCGACCCUCCUCCUCCUCCCAACCGCCGCCUCCUCGCCCUCCUCCCCCACCGCCCUCUUCGCGCUCGCGCUGCUCAAGUCGGGGUACAAGCUCUCCAAGAACUCCGCCAAGGUCGUCGAGGGCUUCCUCGGCCUCCAGGUCCACAAGGGCUUCCGCAACGGCGUCGACGCGCUCGGGGUCGUCGUCAAGGUCGCCGUCAUCGCCUCCGAGGUCGCCGUCUGGGUCGGCGGCCGCUUCUGGGGCGCCGACGACGAUGGGCGCGGCCGCUGCGUGCGCUUCCUCGGCUUCACCAGGCCCGGCAGCCUUGUCCUAGCCGGGUCUGCAAAAUCUGAAGCCCAGGUUGUGCUCUUCGACCCUGGAACUGCCGUCGAGAUGGAGGACGAGGGGUGCUGGUUGGAGGAGGACCCAGACCCCUCCCUGUUGCUCUGCCUCGCGGUGCCCCUGCCUGCCUGAGACGGCCAAAUUAGUGAGUUAGUUGCAAUUAGCACACAACUGGUGUACAGUUGCUUAUAUCAUCAGAUGUUGUAUGUAGUCAUGUACGCUUUUCAAUUUUGAUCCAAUGCUUGCUUCGUACUAGCUCUCAUCUGUGUCAGUUCUUCAGUUAGUCGCCACUCCUUGUGCAUCACCCCUCAACCAACAAGUAAAAGUAAAUAAAAUCGGUGGUUUAUGCUCA